This is a messenger RNA of Drosophila novamexicana, 2053 nucleotides long. RefSeq names its product protein PTCD3 homolog, mitochondrial. The transcript is spliced from 2 exons. Gene Ontology annotation, cellular component: mitochondrion. Gene Ontology annotation, biological process: mitochondrial translation. Gene Ontology annotation, molecular function: protein binding; rRNA binding; ribosomal small subunit binding. The record is from RefSeq and is a predicted model, not a curated record. Bases 74 to 2038 code for a protein of 654 amino acids. NCBI's taxonomy places the organism in Eukaryota, Metazoa, Arthropoda, Insecta, Diptera, Drosophilidae.
UUUACAUUUGUUAAUUGAAAAUUACUUAUUUGUUACUGAAAGUGCACAGAUUUAUUGGCCCAAAUUACACACCAUGUACCUAACGCGCCAACUAAGACUGCUGCCCAGUUCCAGCCUUGCGCGUCACAUUGCCAGUGGCAAUGGCACACAUUACACAACCGCUGCGCCGCCGGCCGCCGAGCACAUUGAAAUUCCCAAACGCAUUGAACGCUCGCCCACAGAUCUGCUGCAGGCAUUGGCCAGCACAGUGGGACGUGACUCGACGGCGCCACACUAUAAAUACCACGAUGAUCCCUUUCUGAUACCCACGUCGAAUGUGGCCAAGCGCACGUAUACGCUGUCCAAGGAGGCGGGACGUAAGGCAGCCAAUUGGAUUAAAGAGGAGCAUCGCGAGCUGUUUAUGCACCAAGAAGCGCAACCACCCAUUGAAAAGUUUGCACCAUCCAUGGUCUACACAGAGGAGUCGGAGGUGGAUACGAGCUCACUUCAGCAACUAAUUGCACAAGGUGAGCUCGCGGAUGCUGUUCUCGUGUACAAUCUAUUGGAGAACAAGGGCAUCGAGGUCAAUGAUGCACUGAAGCAGAGUCUGUUGGAGCUGGUGUGCUUCUACAAUAACCAAGAACCGCUGCCGGAAGAGUAUAUUGAGGAACGCUGGUUCCUGCAGAACAGUCGGCGACGUGAACGUCAUGGAAAAACAUGGAAGGACGGUGACUUGGCGGAAAAACUGUACGCCGCCAUUGAGCCAAAGACGCCGCAAUCCUAUGCGGCGCUUAUACGCGGCAUGGCCAAGUAUUUGCAGUGUGAGCGAGCCUAUGCGCUGCUGCAAGAGGCGAACGAGAGGCAAAUCCAACUGGACACCAAUACCUACAAUGCCAUAAUUCAGAUUGUAAGCCUGCUCAAGGACACGGCCGACCAGCGCUGGCAGCUGUGCACGGUGCUGCUGAAUCAAAUGGCCGAACAGCAACUGCAUCCCAAUCUGGGCACGCUGAACGCGCUGCUCGAAUGCAUCAGCACGUUUGGAAACUUUAAAUUGGCGCGCAGCUCAGCGCUUAAGGUUCUGCCGGAGUUCAAGCAAUUGGGCGUUACGCCCAGUCUGGGCACAUAUUACUAUCUGUUAAUUAUAUUCUGCCGGGAACGCGCGCCCGUCUCGCACGUCAUUGUGGACAUCCUUAACGACAUUGGCGGUAAGCAGUUCAAAGUGGAACAUCCCAAGGAUACGUACUUCUUUGCCACGGCCAUGGAUGUGUGCCGCAAUCAUUUGAACGACAAGGCCUUGGCUAAGAAGGUAGAUGAACUGCUGCACACGGGCAACAAUUACGAUCUGAUAGGCGACUCCUUCAAGGAGAGCAUAUACUAUCGCAAUUAUCUGGCGCUGCUGUGUCAGACCCAAUCCAUUGAGGACUUCAUGCAGACAUAUGACGUGCUGGUGCCCAACAUCUACAUACCCGAGCCGGGCAUUAUGGAGGAGAUCCUACGAGCCAUAGAAAUAAAUGGUGCCGUUGAGCAUGUGCCGCGCAUCUGGUCCGACAUGGUCAUCUUCGAUCACACCCAUCGCGAGAGUCUGCUUCUUUAUGUGCUCCGUAUAAUGGUGAAUAAUCGUCCAAAUGCUGAACUGCCCGCCCAGCAACAGCUGCCCGAACAGUGCGCCAAGGUGGCCCUGGAUAUGUACAAUAAAAUCGAGGAGUCCGCAAAACGGGCCAGGAAAGUCUCCUUCACCGGCCAAAUGCUGGGCGACAUUCUGACGCUGCUCGUGCGCGGCGACAGCAGCUUCGACAAGGCUAGCGAGGUAUUCGCUUACAUUGACAAGCAGCAGCAUCGCAUUCCCGGCACGCCCGCCGAGAGCGCUUUGUCUGAGUACGUGGAGGCAACUGUGCUAAACAAAGCGCCCAGCCAGGCGCUAAUGGCGCUACAAUAUGCUGUGGAGAACAACAUGGAAACGAUUGCGCUAGCAAAGCGCAUAAACGAAGGCUUUACUCUCAGCGAAGUGCAUUUGGCCAAGCUGAAAUCGCUGGUCGGCGAAAGCUUUCUAGAUAAAUGAUCAUUCAAUUCGUUC